Ruditapes philippinarum (Manila clam) is the source of this 2278-nucleotide messenger RNA. RefSeq lists its product as uncharacterized. NCBI's taxonomy places the organism in Eukaryota, Metazoa, Mollusca, Bivalvia, Venerida, Veneridae. The record is from RefSeq and is a predicted model, not a curated record. Bases 231 to 1628 code for a protein of 465 amino acids. The transcript is spliced from 3 exons.
GUCAUACAAUAAACUGCGAAUAUCUUAUCUGGAAGUUUCAAUUGCAGAAACGAAACCGUUGCCGAAUCUCUAUUGGAAUUAUCUGGUGAAAAAUCUGCCAAUGUGUUGAUGUUGGUGAAACAGCUUAAAGAAAGAAACUUUUGACCACUGAAAUACUACGGUUGUAUAAAGGAUUGACUUAAGAAAAACCUGACAGUGUGUUGAUUGUUGUGAAAUAGACGCAAUUAAUAAUGGCGCCCUGUUUUUCAAAAUUAUUCAGCGAGGCAAUGGACUGUCUAGGCUACUCUGAACAAAUGAUUGGAUUUAGAGCGUAUAUUUUGAAGGAGAUUUUCGAUGUUGCCAGUGAACGCUUCACACGUAUUUUACAGACGGAAAUGAUUCCAGCCGGAAGUAAAUCAGAAGGAGUGGUACCAUUUAUGGGGAGUGACUUUGAUACCAUGAUUGUUUCACAAUUCUUAAUUUGUGUGGAUCACGGUCGAUUAGAGAACAAAAUGUUCAUAAUUGUAACAGAUACGAAUGAAUGUCCUCCGGGAUAUACCAAAUUACGACCAUUGGUUCCUGGACAUUGCACAGGCAUACCUUCAAUGCUGAAUUCUGGCUAUUUGGAUUACAUUCCCAGCGCUACUAUUUCCGAAAUGUUCAAAAAUAUGGAUAUCCCAUCUGUGCAUGACGGAUACAAACAAAGAUAUAAAACACUAUCUGGACCUGCUUUGUCCAGCAUAUUGCAAUUUAAUGCAUUAUUUGGCGUAAAGCAAACCGAUGCUUCAUACGACAAUGUCAUUGCCAUACGUUACUAUACUUCUACAAUUUUGCGGGAAUGGGCAGAGCGUAGCAGGCAGUUUGAUUGGCCGCCGCCUGAUGUCAUAGAAGAUGUUUCAACAACAGAAGGCUACAUUGUACCUGUUGGACAUAAGUUCAGCGAAGAACAAAGCCUUGAAUGGAGGAUAUGCUUUACUACUGGGGAACGUAAAUUGGUUUCCAGUUUUAAUUCAACACAACUGAAGUUGUAUGUUGUAUUGAAAAUGGUUGUUAAAGAUAUUCUGAAACCAGUUGUUGACUGUGUCAGCUCCUACAUGGUAAAGAAUAUUGUAUUUUGGGUAAUGGAACAUAAUCCAACGUUUGUCUUCACUCCGUCAAAUCUGACGAAAUGUGUCAUACACGCUUUAUGGUUUUUAUUACACUGUCUACAUAAUAACAAUUUACCAAAUUACAUGAUACCAAACCGAAACCUUUUGCUUGGAAGGAUACAGGGAAAACAAAAAGCGGAACUAAGAGACCUUACACGAGAGCUUUUAAAUGAGGGCGAGACAAUAGUUCUCAAAUGUGAGAAGCUAAAGAAUGCUAUGUAUGUAGCUGAAAGCAGUCGUACCCUGGCUUCAAUGGUCCAGUCAUGGCGAGACGAAAUCGAACAGCUGUAUCUACUUUUCAGCUUAAAAUUGAUACAAAAUUGCACGAGCAAUAUGGUGUGGCGGCGUAGCUUUCUGGCUGAUGCGGUUUUUGAAUACUUCAGAGACGAGUCAUACCUACCAAUUAUAUGCAGACUCCUGUAUCUUUUAUCUUUCAAUAUGUCAACUGGUGGCAAUUUCUUUCAAAACGUGAUGGACGUGUUGCACAAUUUGUUAUCAUAAUGAUUUGAAUUACUCUUGGACAAGAAAUGUAUCAUACAUUGAACUUCACUUACAGCGAACACGGCUAUAUAAAACUAUCUUGAUGCCUUUAUUUAUUCUUUGUCUACAUGAAUUUGCUAUUUUCAGGGCUUACCGUAUAAAACUUGGCUAACCUCGUUCAUUUUAAUUUUUUUAUUGAUCGUAUCUUAACCUUUUCUUAUUGUCUGAAUUUAUUGACCUGUCAAUUACGAAUAAAUCAUAGCACUCAUUUAAAAUUUCCGAUCCCACUUCGGUUCUGUAGAAUCAAUAUGGAGUAUAUUACUUAUGUUUUGAACAGUCAAACUUAAUGUAUUGGUCGUCGUCACAUCCGCAACAGCACAGGCACAGUCGGUUAAGUCAUCGCCAUAUAUAUGAGACGUCUGUGGUUCGAUUCCUAUUGCUGCCAUUGUUUUAAACUUUUUCUUUAUUUCGAGUAUAUUUAAAUGGAAAUCAGAACUUGCAAAUUGUCUACAGGUGCAUGAAAAAACUUUGAAACACUGUUUUGUCUCAUUUUGUAUGGUAUUUUACGGCACAGAAAUGACAUUUUAAUCCAAAUGAAUUUUAAAUAGUAAUUCUUGAACCAUGUUAUUUAAAAAGAGUAUAUACUUUACCAAAAAAGUGCAAAACUUAUA